AUGGAUUCCGACCAUCAACCGCUGGAGGCGCAACACCACUCGGAGCAAUCGACUUACCAAACCAACACGACAAGCUCCCAGAUGUCUCAAUCAAACUUUCACAUUACUGAGCAAUCUAAUUCUAGCAACGUGGUGGAAUCCAAUAAUGAAUCCAACCACGAGGAAGCCCACCAACACGAAAUCGCUGACCCCGUCAUCUCGAGCGCAUCGUCUACCCUGUCUUCCCAUGAAAGCACCAGUGGUGGCUGGGGCGAGCAAAAGGCCGGCGAGCCCGUCUCCCGCCGGGGUGCAAUGGAGGAUCUGGAGGAAAUGCGCCGCGAAUUGACCCGUCUCAGUUUGCACCGCACUCGCUCAGCGACUUCCAAGAGCAUGCACCGCCUCAAAUCGCGUGCCAGCCGUCAAGAUGAAGAGAAAGCCCUAGACGAUGAAACCGACUCGGAGGAUCAUGGCUUUGAUUUGAAUGAGUUCCUCAUCGGUGGUCACCUGGAACGCCGCACGACUGCUGGCGAACCUGCCAAGAAGGUCGGUGUGGUCUUCAAAAACCUCACUGUCAUGGGUGUGCAGACAGGCGCAUCUUUUGUGCGCACCCUGCCUCAUGCAGUGAUAGGCACAUUUGGUCCUGAUUUGUACAACGUUAUCUGUCGCUUCGUGCCGCAGCUGUGGGUCGGAAAGAAACCGCCGGUUCGGGAGCUGAUCAGCGACUUCAGUGGUUCCGUGCGCGAGGGUGAGAUGAUGCUUGUUCUCGGCCGUCCCGGUGCAGGAUGUACCACUUUCCUCAAGGCGAUUGCCAAUGAUCGCCAGGCCUUUGCUGGAGUCAAUGGCGAGGUUAGCUAUGGUGGUCUCUCCGCCGAGGAUCAGAACCGUUAUUUCCGUGGCGAAGUCAACUACAACCCCGAGGAUGACCAGCAUUUCCCGUCGCUCACGGUCUGGCAGACUUUGAAGUUCUCCCUUACCAACAAGACACGCAAGCAUGAUCGUGAUAGCAUUCCUAUUAUCAUUGAUGCUCUGCUGAAGAUGUUCGGCAUCAGUCAUACCAAGAACACUCUAGUUGGUAACGAGUAUGUUCGUGGUGUCUCCGGUGGUGAAAGGAAGCGUGUUAGUAUCGCCGAGACCCUGGCUACCAAGUCGACCGUGGUCUGCUGGGACAACUCGACCCGUGGUCUGGAUGCCAGCACUGCCUUGGACUACGCCAAGUCGCUUCGCAUUAUGACCGAUGUCAGCAAGCGCACUACUCUGGUCACCCUCUAUCAGGCGGGAGAGAGCAUUUACGAGCUCAUGGACAAGGUGUUGGUCAUAGAUGAGGGUCGCAUGCUCUACCAAGGCCCCGCGCAGAAAGCGCGCCAGUACUUCCUGGACCUUGGUUUCUACUGCUCGGACCAAGUGACAACUGCCGACUUCCUAACCUCCGUCUGUGAUGUCAAUGCUCGCGAAUUCCAGCCCGGUCGUGAGGCUUCCACUCCCAAGACCGCCGAGGAACUUGAACGGGUGUUCAAGAGCAGCGACGCCUACAAGCACAUUUUGGAUAAUGUCAGCACCUACGAGAAGCAGCUUGAGGAGACCCAACAAGAAGAUACCCGCCGCUUUCAGAGCAGUGUCGCCCAGUCCAAGAGUAAGACUGUUUCCAAGAAGUCUCCUUACACUGUGUCUUUGGCCCGUCAGGUCGCUGCCUGUGUGAAGCGCGAGUUCUGGCUUCUGUUGGGUGACAAGACUUCUCUCUAUACCAAGUACUUUAUCAUCAUCUCCAACGGUCUUAUCGUUUCGUCUCUGUUCUACGGUGAAUCAAUGGACACCAGCGGUGCCUUCUCCCGUGGUGGUGCUCUUUUCUUUUCGAUCCUGUUCCUUGGCUGGCUGCAAUUGACCGAACUCAUGCCCGCUGUCAGUGGCCGAGGAAUCGUUGCCCGUCACAAGGAUUAUGCCUUCUACCGUCCGUCGGCUGUCUCAAUCGCCCGCGUGGUAAUGGAUUUCCCAGCCAUUUUCUGCAUGGUCGUUCCAUUCUGUAUUAUUGUCUAUUUCAUGGCCGGUUUGGAUGUGACUGCUUCCCAGUUCUUCAUCUACUUCCUGUUCGUGUACACCACCACUUUCUGUAUCACCUCAAUGUACCGCAUGUUUGCAGCCCUUUCGCCGACCAUCGACGAUGCUGUCCGUUUUGCUGGUAUCGCGCUCAACCUGCUGAUUCUCUACGUGGGUUACGUGAUUCCAAAGCAAACUCUGAUCAACAGCUCGAUCUGGUUCGGAUGGUUGUUCUAUGUGAACCCGAUCUCAUACAGUUACGAGGCUGUCUUGACUAACGAGUUCUCGGAUCGGACCAUGGAAUGCGCUGCCUCCCAGCUUGUUCCUUCAGGAUCUGGGGCCGUUGCAGGACACCAGGGAUGUUCCUUGACCGGUUCAUCUGUUGACCAGACUUCUGUUCCUGGUGCCCAAUACGUGGAAGCAAACUUCCAGUUCACUCGAUCCCACCUCUGGCGUAACUUUGGUGUUGUCAUUGCUUUCACUGUUCUCUACAUUCUGGUCACUAUUUGGGCCGCUGAGUUCCUCUCCUUUGUGGGUGGCGGUGGCGGUGCCUUGGUCUUCAAAAAGUCCAAGCGCUCCAAGCAGAUCGCUGCCCAGACUACCUCUGGCAACGACGAGGAGAAGGUGGGUAAGUCGAGUGACGAUGCAGCCUUGGCCCGCGGUGAAGCCUCGUCGGGCUCCGACGAUGCGGGAUUCAACCGCCUGUCCUCCAGCGAGCGCUGUUUUACCUGGUCCAACGUCGAAUACACGGUUCCAUAUGGAAAUGGAACCCGCAAGCUGCUGAACAACGUCAACGGAUACGCCAAGCCCGGCGUCAUGAUCGCUCUGAUGGGUGCUUCUGGUGCUGGAAAGACUACUCUGCUGAACACUCUGGCUCAACGCCAGAAGAUGGGUAUCGUCAAGGGUGAUAUGCUUGUUGAUGGCCACCCACUUGGCGCUGACUUCCAACGUGGUACCGGAUUCUGUGAACAGAUGGAUUUGCACGACAACACCUCCACAAUUCGCGAAGCCUUUGAGUUCUCAGCAAUCCUCCGUCAGGAGCGCAACAUUCCUCGCGAAGAGAAGAUCGACUACGUUAACCGGAUCAUUGACCUUUUGGAAUUGGAAGACAUUCAGGAUGCAAUCAUCGGCUCCCUGAACGUUGAGCAGAAGAAGCGUGUCACUAUUGGUGUAGAGCUCGCCGCGAAGCCUAGUCUUUUGCUGUUUCUGGAUGAGCCUACCUCGGGUCUUGACAGCCAGGCUGCAUACUCUAUUGUCCGUUUCUUGAAGAAGCUAUCUCAGGCCGGCCAGGCCAUCGUCUGUACCAUCCACCAGCCUUCUUCCAUGCUGAUCCAGCAAUUCGACAUGAUCCUCGCUCUCAACCCCGGUGGUAACACUUUCUACUUUGGACCCGUUGGCAAAGAAGGCGCUGCAGUUAUCAAGUACUUCGCCGCCCGUGGAUUCGUCUGCCCACCCUCCAAGAACAUUGCCGAGUUCAUCCUUGAAACUGCCGCUAAGGCCACCGAGCGAAAUGGCAAGCAAAUUGACUGGAACGAGGAAUGGCGCAACUCCGAAGAGAACCGCGCGGUUCUUGCCGAGAUCGACCGCAUCAGAACCGAGCGCAGCAAGCUCCCCGUCGACGAGUCCGGCAGCACAAACUACGAGUUCGCCGCGCCCACCAUGGUCCAAACUGAACUUCUCACCAAACGACUGUUCCUCAACUACUGGCGCGACCCGUCAUACUACUACGGAAAACUCUUCGUUAGUGUGAUCAUUGGUAUCUUCAACGGCUUCACCUUCUGGAUGCUCCCAAAUACCGUAGCAAGCAUGCAAGACCGCAUGUUCUCUUGCUUCCUCAUCAUCCUGAUCCCUCCGAUCGUCAUGAACUCCGUCGUCCCGAAAUUCUAUAUCAACCGCGCCCUUUGGGAAGCCCGCGAGUACCCCUCUCGCAUUUACGGCUGGGUAGCCUUCUGCACAGCCAACGUUGUUUGCGAAAUCCCCGCCGCAAUCGUCACAGGCCUCGUCUACUGGCUCUUCUGGUACUACCCCGUCGGUCUCCCAACCGACUCCUCAAGCGCAGGCUACGUCUUCCUGAUGUCGAUGCUAUUCUUCCUCUUCCAAGCCUCCUGGGGCCAAUGGAUCUGCGCCUUCGCCCCCUCUUUCACAGUCAUCUCCAACGUCCUCCCCUUCUUCUUCGUCAUGGUCAACCUCUUCAACGGUAUCGUCCGUCCUUACGCUAAUUACCCUGUCUUCUGGAAAUACUGGAUGUACUACGUCAACCCGGUAACCUGGUGGCUACGCGGUGUUCUCUCCGCGAUCCUUCCAGCCGUGAAAAUCACCUGCGCAGACGGCGAGACGACCAAAUUCACCCCGCCAUCCGGUAUGACAUGUGGCCAGUACGCGGGCGACUAUGUUCAGAAUAUCGCCGGACAGGGAUACCUGGUUGACACAAGCUCCACGACCGAAUGCCAGUACUGUCCCUACAGUAACGGAACGGAGUACAUGCAACAGCUGAACGUACACGAUGGAGAUAAGUGGCGGUGCUUCGGUAUCUUCCUGGCCUUCGUCAUUAUCAACUGGUUCCUUGUUUACUUCUUCAUCUACACCGUUCGUGUCCGUGGCUGGAGCUUCGGACUCGGAUACGUAUUCGGCUUGGGCGGCUCGUUGGUUGAGGGCGUCAAGCGGACGUUCCAGCCGAAGAAGAAGGAAACUCAGCAGUGA
Messenger RNA from Penicillium longicatenatum, 4710 nucleotides. RefSeq names its product ABC drug exporter AtrF (gene atrF). The transcript has a single exon. Bases 1 to 4710 code for a protein of 1569 amino acids. NCBI's taxonomy places the organism in Eukaryota, Fungi, Ascomycota, Eurotiomycetes, Eurotiales, Aspergillaceae. Gene Ontology annotation, cellular component: membrane. The record is from RefSeq and is a predicted model, not a curated record. Gene Ontology annotation, molecular function: ATP binding; ABC-type transporter activity; ATP hydrolysis activity. Gene Ontology annotation, biological process: transmembrane transport.